AGCGCACAAGCGGCGGUGCCGGCGGAGCCAGCUGCUGCUGCUGCUGCUGCUGCUCCGGGGCUCUCUCUCCGGCGCCCCCCCUCCUGCCGGGGCCCCCAUGGGCGGGCCCUGCCCACUGCCCCCCUAGGCGGCCGCCUCCCCCCAGCGCCGGCGGGCGGGGGGAGGGCGGAGGCCGGGCUGCCGGGCGCCCCCAAACUUUUGCCUGCCUGCGCCUCGCCUGCUCUAUGGAGUUGCGCCGGGCACUGGCCGGCAGCCUGCUGCUGCUGCUGCCGCUGCUGCUGCUGCCGCCCGCGCCGGGCCGGGGCCACCCGCAGCCCUGCCACAUCCUGGCCCGGAUCGGGCACACCGUGCGCCUGGGCGCCCUCCUGCCCCGCGGCGCCGGGGCGCAGCAGAGCCGGGUGCGCAGCGCCCUCGCCCGGGCCAGCCGCGCCGCCGCCGCCGCCCUGCCCUACAACCUCAGCCUGGAGGUGCUGCCCGGCGCGCCCCAGCACCGCGACCCGGCCUCGCUGGCGCGCUGGCUGUGCCAGGCGCUGGUGGUGCGAGGCGUGGCCGCCGUGCUCGCCUUCCCCGCCAGCCGCCGCGAGCUGCUCCAGCUCGACUUCGCCGCCGCCUUCCUGGAGAUCCCCUUCGUCAGCAUCGUCCAGCGCCAGGAGGAGGAGGAGGAGGAGGAAGAGGAGGGGGAGGAAGGUGCCCAGCAGGAGCCCCCUAUGCCCUUCAGGGCGCGGAACCCCUUCCACCUACAGAUGUACCGGAGCAGUGACUUCGAGACCCUCCUGGACCUGUGGGCCAACAUCUUCCGCUCCAACAACUGGCACGAGGUCACCCUCCUGCUCUGCCACGCCUGGGACGUCUCCGGCUUCUUGGACACCUGGACCAGCCACGCCGACCUGGAGAGGCCGGACGUGGUCGACCUGAGCUUCCUGGAGCAGCCGGACUUUUCUGGCCGCCUCCGCCAGCAGCUGGAGCGGUUCCGAGAUCUGUCCGGCCCGGCCUUGCUCUUCGGGUGCGACAGCCACCUCUCCCAGCUGGUCUUCCAGAUGGCCAAGGAGCUGGGGGUGGCCCAGGAGUUCCACUGGGUCUUGGGGCAGCCCCAGAACGUGGACGAGCUGCAGACGGAGGGGCUGCCCCUCGGCCUCUUGGCCUACGGGGAGGUGGAGAAGCCCUCUCUGGAGCAGUUCAUCCAGGACGCCCUGGAGCUGGUGGCCCGCGCCAUUUCCCAGGCAGUGUACAUCCGGCCGGAUCUGACCCUCAUCCAGAGCAUGGUGAACUGCAACGACAAGCACGUGGUCGGCUCGGAGUCCUCCGGGCGCUACCUCUCCCAGUUCUUGGCCAACACGUCCUUCCGGGGACAGACGGGCGACGUCUACGUCCUCAACACGUCCCGCGUCCACACAGAUCACCGCUACAAAGUCUGGAGCCUGCUGAGGGACUCGGUGGGCCAGCCGACGUGGGUGACUGUGGGGAGCUGGCAGGGGGGCGAGAUGGAAGCCGAGGAAGGGACGUGGCCCCAGCACCUGCAGCGGAAGAGCCAGGCGGAAGGCGGCGGCGGUUUCUCCCGGAUGAAACUGCGGGUGGUGACCUUGGUGGAACAUCCAUUCGUCUUCACUCGGGAGGUGGACGAGGAAGGGAACUGCCCGGCCGGGCAGCUGUGCCUGGACCCCCGCACCAACGACUCGGCCGUGCUGGACGCCCUCUUUGAGGAGCUCAACUCGGAGAACGGCUCGGUGCCCAUCGACUCCCGGAAGUGCUGCUACGGCUACUGCAUCGACCUCCUGGAGAAGCUGGCCGAGGACCUGCCCUUUGAUUUCGACCUCUACAUCGUGGGGGACGGGAAGUACGGGGCGUGGAAGAACGGGCGCUGGACGGGGCUGGUGGGGGACCUCUUGAGUGGCACCGCCCACAUGGCCGUCACCUCCUUCAGCAUCAACUCCGCCCGCAGCCGGGUGAUCGACUUCACCAGCCCCUUCUUCUCCACUAGCCUGGGCAUCCUGGUGAGGAUCCGGGACACGGCCUCCCCCAUCGGGGCCUUCAUGUGGCCGCUGCACUGGACCAUGUGGGUGGGCAUCUUUGUGGCCCUCCACCUGACCGCCCUCUUCCUCACCCUCUACGAGUGGAAGAGCCCCUACGGGAUGACCCCGCACGGCCGCAACCGGAUGAAGAUCUUCUCCUACUCCUCGGCACUCAACCUCUGCUACGCCAUCCUCUUCGGGCGCACCGUCUCCAGCAAGACCCCCAAGUGCUGGACCGGCCGCUUCCUGAUGAACCUCUGGGCCAUCUUCUGCCUCUUGGUCCUCUCCAGCUACACGGCCAACCUGGCCGCCGUCAUGGUGGGCGAGAAGACCUUUGAGGAGCUCUCGGGCAUCCACGACCCCAAGCUGCAUCACCCGUCGCAGGGCUUUCGCUUCGGCACGGUCUGGGAGAGCAGCGCUGAGGAAUACAUCAAGAAGAGUUUCCCAGACAUGCACGAGUACAUGCGAAGGCACAGCGUCCCCACCACCCCCGCCGGGGUCACCAUGCUCAAGCUACGGAAUCGGCCUCCCCCAGAACUCGCACCUGACCUCCAACAUCUCCGAGUUCAUCAGCCGCUACAAGUCAGCUGGUUUCAUGGACCUGCUGCACGACAAAUGGUACAAGAUGAUACCCUGCGGAAAGCGCGUCUUCGCCGUCACCGAGACUCUGCAGAUGGGGAUCUACCACUUCUCCGGGCUUUUCGUGCUGCUCUGCAUCGGGCUCUGUGGGUCCCUGCUCACCUCCCUGGGAGAGCACAUCUUCUACCGCCUCAUUCUGCCUCGCAUCCGGCGCAAGAAGAAGUUCAACUAUUGGCUUCAUACCAGCCAGAAAAUCCAUCGGGCUCUGAACAUGGGUUUGGAGGAACAGAGGAGAAAGCAGCUAAAUCUGGAGAAAAGGUGCAACAUCCAGAAGAGCCCAGAGGAACCUCCACUGCCGGAGCCGCCUCCGAACCAGCCGGGCUGGAACAAUCUCCGCCGGGCGGCCGUGAAGAAGGAGGACAAGCGGGUGCACUUCAACAUCGAGAACGCGCCGGAGGCGGCGCCGGAGGACGAGCGGGAAGCCCCCGUCUGGCACUGCAUGAACGGGCAGCACCCGGCCCAGGGCCGCCAGGAGGCCCAAGAGACGGAGCUGAAGGCGCUGGAGAGCCAGAUCGAAGCCAUGCGGGAGCAGCUGCGGGCCGCCCUGGUGCGGAAGAGCGAGCUGAUGGUGGCCCUGGGGCCCCCGCCCAAGGCGCCCCGCCUCCCGCCGGCCCUGAAGGCCCUGAUCAAGGAGAGCAACCAGGACAGGUGAUCGCAGCCCGGCGGCCCGGUGGGGACGGACAAGACCCCGCCCCGGGGGUGGGGGGGGCGGGGGCUUCCGUUUUCGAACCCAGAGCGGGGCGCCUUUUGGAAGGACUCGGGUCAGACCCCCACAGAGGUAGGCUGCUGGAGCGCGGCCACGGAGGGCGGCAGCACCGUUGGCCAGCGGGGGGGUUCAAGGCCGACGGAGGCGCGUCGGCCCUCCCUAGGGCUGCCGCGUUAGGAGAGGCUGAUGGACUCGGGUCUUCCUCCCCCUGGCCCCACCCAGACCACCCUUCCCUGGCUAAUUUUUUGUGGGCGCCCCUUCUUGGCAUGCAAUAGGUUCCGGGUGCAGUCUUCCAAGGCUGCUGCCCGUCAGAGUUGGCAGUCUCGGGUUGGAUGGGCCGGAGGCCAGGCUCAGUUGGCAGCAGCUUUGUACGUUGCUGUUCGGCAGGUGCUAACGCUUCAUCUUCAUCCACCGAUAAUUUUGGCAGAGCAAGGUGCUGUUGGAAAGCACAGGGGCAGGUUUGAGUGGCCACUUGGCAACCCUACACAGUUCCCCUCCGGUGCUUCUCCUGCACAAGCACCCCCUGAAAUGAAGAGCUGCUCAAGAGGAGGGCAGGGGGAAGCCAGAGCUUGGUGGUGGAGCAUAUGCACAAGGUCUUGUGUUUGCUAGGCUUUGGGGAACUGGGCUGAGAAAGGCUUUUCCAUUCCUGAGACCUUGGAAAGCUGCUGCCAGUCAGAGUUGAUCCAUCUGGGCUGGAUGGCCUGACUCUAUGCGGCAGCAUCGUAUUUUCGAGGGAGGAUCCACAGCUUUGGAACAUCUGCUUUGCCUGCAGAUGGUCCCAGGUUCAGGCCUUCUAGCUAAAGGAGCCUAGAAAACAGGGCUGGGAAAUGGCCCUCUCUCUCUGCCUGGGACCCUGGAGUGCUGCCGCCAGUCAGAGUAGACAGCCCUGCACUAGAUGGACCAAGGGCUUGACCCAGGAGGCAGCAGCUUCCUAUUUUUUCUUUCUUUCCUUCCUGGCUGGAUUCCAGCACCUUCCCCCAGUUUAUUAUUUAUUGAUUUGGGGGGCUGGGCUCUUCUGACUCUUGAGUAGGACUGCGGGUUGGUUCUACUGAGGGAUUGCACGGGUAGUUCUGCUCAGAUUGUACUAAAGAAGAAAGAGCAGGUAGACCAAAUACGCAGGUAGACUUUUAUCCCUCCCUCUCCUGCUGCAGUUCAAAAGGGGCAUGUCACUUUCCCUUAAGGCAGGGGGUUCUCUAACUUGCCUCCUCAGAUGUGGUUGGACUACAAGUCCCAUCAUCCCCAGCCACAGUGGCCAAAGGCUGUUGUGGCGGGGGGUGAUGGGACAUGUAGUCUAAGAACCCAAGUUGGAGAACCCCUGCCUUAAAUCAAAGGAUUAUCUUGCAAACCCAGAUCGACCUGGCCGCUUGGGUUUAGCAAAGGUUAGUUUUGCUUGGCAGCUGAGGUUUAGCAGAGGUUAGCUUAGUAGCCUUCUAAAAAGGGGAGGGGCUCACACAGAGCGCCAUUAUGAUCUUGGCGCUCAGGCUGAACAACGCUGACUUGCAGGCAACCCUGCUUUUAACGUGCAGCUCCGUUUGAGCAAAGUUAGGUUAACUAACCUGCCAGUGAGGGGAAGGGGUUUGUGUGGAGCUCUGCUUUUAUCUAGCAGCUCAGGUUGGGCUUGUAUGGUGCUUCAUUUUGCUCCAGCAGCUCAGGUUCUGGAAAGCUUUUUCAAAACUAGGGUGCAGGGAAAUGGUGGUCUUGCCAAGUGCUUUGCUUUGAUGGAGCAGGAUUAUAGGAAGAGAAAGCGACAGCUCCAUUUACCUCAGUUUAUGACAAGCCGCCCACCUCCCUCUAAGCAGCUUAGGUUUAGCAAAGCUUAGCUUUGAUGGAGCAGCUCAGGUUUAGCAAAGGUUCGCUUGACUACAUUGCUCAGUGAUGGUGACUUUUGCACACAAAACAGGUUGCAUGUCUGUUUUCCACAGAAUAUAAUGCUUCCGGUGCGGGUGUGGGUGGGUGUGUAUGGAGUGGGCCAAUAGAGCUGUGUAUCACCACAAAGAGUGGAUUCAUAGUUUAUUUAAUUAAAAAACAAAAACACAGCUGCACAAACAAAAUCCACCUGUAUUGGCAAAGCAUAGCUGUGCAGCCAUCACUUGUGCGUGGCACAUGUGCACAAUUCACAAGGGCCAAAUCUCCCUCCAGCAAACAAAGAUGCAGUGAUAGUCCCCGCUGAUUUAUGAUGGGGGCAUUCUCGCUUGCCAGUCACAAUUGAUGGCUCUGCCCACAGGCUUUUCAAGCACACUUUGUACCUACCUGGGGGGGGUCCCCCCCGCCUCUGUCUGUCCAAUUUAUGGCAAAGCAAAGAGGGCAGCACACAGCCUCCUCCGAGUAACAAGGUAAAGUGAUUUACUACAGGAACCGGAAAAAUCUCAUUGGAAAAGCUCAGCAUGAGACACAGCCCUGCACGUCCUGCCCUCAUGAUGUGCUCUGGGCAAAAACAAAAACAAAAAAUGGUAUAUAAAUAGUCAAAACGGUUUUUUUCUUCUUCUCACGAGCUGGUCUGAGCCUUUUCCGAUUUAUCCUUGGGAUAGCCUCUGCCUGAGACUUAUAAUUUCAUCUGGGAGAAAUGGUGGAAGAUAGACACAGGCAAGAACCAAGAUAAGUACAUAAAAAUUAAAGGUCUCUUUUUAAAGAGGAGGCCCUUUUCGGUCUGUUGCCUGGCUGAUGUGUGCGCAAAACACUGGUUCGUCGUCCCUUGCUUGCUGGACUUGAUGCAAAAUGUUGGGGGACCCACGUGCUCUGUCCCCCAAGACCCUAAAUGGACAAUUCAGUUGCCUAAACCAAGGGUUCCCAACCUGGGGUAUUCUGGGGCUGCUCUGGGAAGAGCAGAAGAAGGUUCCCAGUUCCCAGUUCCCUCCAUGGCAGCAUCUCCAAGAUAGGGCUGAGAGAGACUCCUGCCUGCAACCUUGGAGAAGCCGCUGCCAGUCUGUGAAGACAAUACUGAGCUAGAUAGACCAAUGGUCUGACUCAGUAUAUGGCAGCUUCCUAGUUUAGAGAGGAGAGCUGGUCUUGUGGUAGCAAGCAUGACUUGUCCCCUUAACUAAGCAGGGUCUGCCCUGGUUGCAUAUGAAUGGGAGACCUGAUGUGUGAGCACUGGAAGAUAUUCCCCUCAGGAGAUGGAGCUGCUCUGGGAAGAGCAAAAGGUUUCAAGUUCCCUCCCGGGCAGCAUCUCCAAGAUAGGGCUGGGAGAGACUCCUGCCUGCAACCUUGGAAAAGCCACUGCCAGUCUGUGAAGACAAUCCUGAGCUAGCUAGGCCAAUGGUCUGACUCCGUAUAUGGCAGCUUCCUGUGUUAGAUGUGGCUGAACUACAUCAUCCACAGCUUGUAGUUCAGCAAAAUCUGGACUAACCCAGGUUGAGAACCCCUAGAUUUAAAAGCUCUUUUAAAAAAAGGUCUGUUUUUGUCUAAAAUAGAUCUUAUUUAUCUGUUUAGCAACAGAGACCCCAAGAACUAGACACAAGCCAGAGCUGAGGUACUCCCGAUGGGGUUUGGUUUAAAAAAAACAAACAAACAUUAAACUCCCUGUGUCAUAUGGAUUUUAAAAAUCAUGUUUCAGAAAUGUUUGUUCAAGGAAUGUAGAGGUCCAAAGCAGUGUACCCAGAUGUUAGUCUACAAUUCCCAUUAUCCUCAGUUGCAAUGGUGUUUGGCCACUGCCGCUGGGGAUUGUGGGAGUUGUAGUCAACAUCUGGGAGUGUCUCUUCACUGGUCCAAAGACCUUCAGGGUAGGACCGACUAAUUGCCUUCAUCUUUGGAUCCCAGUGGCUUUCUGUUAGAGACGGACAAAAGCACGCCCAGGCAUAGUUGCUUUUCUUCUCUUCACUUCUUUGUUUUAAUCUGCACCCUGUUGCUGCUCGAUUGUUUCAUUCCAUUGCUCCUUCCCAUGUUAAGAGUUCAAAGCAGGGAACCUCUUGCUUGUGUUUUGCACAACUGCUUCCCAUUUUGAGAUUUAUUUAUUUUUUUAUUGGGCUGCAGACCCAAAAUGCCUCCUGUGCACACGUGAAACUGAAUUCAGAAGUUGACCAGGGUUGGCUUUACUGAAGCCGUAAUGUGUAGUUUUGGAACCAUGCUGGUUAGACACACCAUCUCUCGCACCUGUUUCCAAAGACUGCUUAUAGCUGUGGUCCUCUGCAAUCCCCGGAAAAGAGCAGGGCUUACUUCUGCAGAAAGAUGCCUAGAAUUGGGCUGUUGCCCCGGUAUUUGAAAUAAAGAGUAGAGAAGAUUUCACAAAUCAGGUGCUUUGCCUUGGAAAAUACAGCUAAGCACACCUGUUUUAGCAAGUGCUUAUAGGGCUGCUACCCUCUUCAAUAAAUUCUAGUAGAUUAAUCAGCUGUUAAUUAAAUCUACACUUGACAACGCUGGCAUUCAAGGAGAAAAGCAUGUAUGAUAGAAGCCUCUUGCACUCCCAGGAGAGAAGUAGGGAGAGGCGUUCUCUCCUGUGAGAGCGUGGCACUCGUUAAGAUGGUGCUUGCCCUAAUUUGUUAAUUGAAAGUAAUUAACAUGCUUCUAGAUGGGAGGAAUGUGUUAUAUUGCUUUUUUUUUUAAAGCCAUUUUUUUAAAAAAAGGAUUCUAAAUUAGUCUAACUCAUUAAAAGUUAUAACCCUGCUUUUGAAACCAAAACUGUUUCCCUGUCUCGUUCCAGUCUGGAAUUUCACUAGCUUGAUAAGUUUGCUGGUGGGAGUCCAAUUGCAAUGGAGCAGGUCUCGGAGUAGCUCCUGAGCAGUAAGGUAAAGGGUGCCGUCAAGUCAGUGUGGAUUCCUGGCACCCACAGAGCCCUGUGGUUGUCUUUGGUAGAAUCCAGGAGGGGUGGACCAUUGCCUCCUCCCGCACAGUAUGAGAUGAUGUCUUUCAGCAUCUUCCUAUACCGCUGCUGCCCAAUAUAGUACCAGCGGGGAUUCAAACCGGCAACCUUCUGCUUGUUAGUCAAGCAUUUCCCCGCUGCGCCACUUAAAGUGACAUUCCUGAGCAGUACCACCGAGGAAUUUUGGCAGGUUAGCUGCUGGCCCCAGUUCUAAUCUCAGUAUAGGGAUAGGCAUAUUUUAAUUCUGCUCUUAUAGGGCAGCAAUCCUGGUUGCACACUGACCUGUUCAGUCCCACUGGGUGCUACUUCAGAGGAGUCCCAGGGAGUUAGCCAUGCCGCUGCUGUCCAGUUUCCCGUCUUGGGGGAGUGCUCUGAAGGGCCAUAACUCUGUGGUAGAGCCCCAAACAGGACAAGGGUCUUUCCUAGCCCUGCCAGGGGGUUGGACCACCUGGGUCCCACGUUCAGUCCUUGGCAGGGCUGGGAAAGGCCCCCGCUUUGCAACCCAGGAGGGAUUCAAGCCUGAGCAAGAGGGACCAAAGACGGACUUGGUGUGAGGCAGCUUCCUACGUCUGGGGGGGGGGGGAAGUAACCGGUUCUAGAGUGAAAGUGCAAAUUCUCGGCUGAUGUUUUGAAACUGUGCUGGCUUAGAAAUCAGAGCUCUUCCAAGGUGGAUUCCUCCCAAAGUACAGGUAUAUUCCCACCCCCGGUGCAAAUAAAGGCUUUGCAAUGGUGGAUUUUAAUCAGGAAAAGGGUGAUGGGGCGGCAUUGCCUCUUCCGUUCCCAGCGUCACAAUCCUGAAUGGGGCCUACAGGGGCUUCCUCAGGGAUGAGGAUUCAGAGCCUGGAGAAGUUGUAAUGGGCGCAGGCAGUAGCAAAUAUCUUCCCACCCAAGCUUCCUUCCCACCUUGGCACUGGGGGGAGCAGGAAGUGCCCUGGACCACCCCGGGACACACUGGGAGGAAGGCUGAGGUUCCGUCCUCCCACUUGCCCUGGCGAGCCAAAAGCAGAUCUCCUGCUAGGUGGAACCUCCACGUUCAGAGGCAGCCUACCACUGAAUCCCAGUGGCUUCUUGCCUUCAUGACCUGUUUGUGGACUUCCUGGAAGCCAGAGCAGGGAUGGGCAAACUUGGCCCUCCAGUUGCUGCCGAACGACCACAAUAAGUUAGUUGUUCCUGUGGGUGAGGUUAGUAGUUCAAAAACAGCUGGAGGGUAGUUUUUGCCUGCCCCUGCUCUAGAAAGUGCUUGGGUUGGGUGCAGCCGCUAGGCUCUUGUGUUCUAACCAGAGCAAAACACGGGACAGGCAGCUCCCAGGGAAAACUUGAGUUUUCUGCAGAAGACACCAAACGACUUCACUUCCUCUUGUCCAGCAUUAUGGAUUUCUCAGAAGUAUCUGUCUGCUUUGCCACCCCUCGCCCCAACCCCAAGAAACUCCCCAAAAGGACAAGGAGCGACACGUCAGAUUCUGUAUUCUAGUACAUAAACACACACAUUUUGUAUAUUAAAAAUAACUCUACUCUUCAA
Hemicordylus capensis (graceful crag lizard) is the source of this 9668-nucleotide messenger RNA. RefSeq names its product glutamate ionotropic receptor NMDA type subunit 3B (gene GRIN3B). The transcript has 9 exons. Gene Ontology annotation, cellular component: plasma membrane; postsynaptic membrane. The coding region runs from base 225 to 3629 and encodes 1134 amino acids. Gene Ontology annotation, molecular function: transmitter-gated monoatomic ion channel activity involved in regulation of postsynaptic membrane potential; NMDA glutamate receptor activity. Gene Ontology annotation, biological process: synaptic transmission, glutamatergic; monoatomic ion transport; ionotropic glutamate receptor signaling pathway. NCBI's taxonomy places the organism in Eukaryota, Metazoa, Chordata, Lepidosauria, Squamata, Cordylidae. The record is from RefSeq and is a predicted model, not a curated record.